Molecule: messenger RNA, 688 nt
Organism: Entrophospora candida
Lineage: Eukaryota; Fungi; Glomeromycota; Glomeromycetes; Entrophosporales; Entrophosporaceae
Source: the annotation of a GenBank genome assembly
AGCUGAUAAAGCUGCUAACACAGUUAUUAGAUUAAUUGGACCUAUAUUUAUUGUCUUGGCUGUUUUGUUAAUAGGACUUGCAGUUCUAGUUUACUUUACCGUGAUCUUUCCAUAUUUUUAUAAAUGGGAAGAGGAUUACCUAUCAUCAAAAAUACUUUAUUGUUUAGGUUUAGCGUUUAGCGUUUACAUGGUGAUAUGUAUAGCUUUUCAUUAUUGUAUGGCUGUUAGAACGAAACCUGGUGGUGUCUCGAAUGCCAGCAUCGAAACAAUGGAAGGAGAUGAUCCAAUAUUACAAGGGGUAUUUCUUGAAUUAGAGGAAUACCAAGAAUUUCCAAAAACUUGUAAAAAAUGCCAUCUUCCUAAACCAGAGAGAGCGCAUCACUGUUCAGUCUGUAAAAAAUGCGUUUUAAGAUUUGACCAUCAUUGUCCCUGGAUAGCAAAUUGUGUUGGAUUCUUUAAUCAUAGAUACUUUCUUUUAUUUAUGACUUAUUUGGUGAUUGGAUGUUUUUAUUUUGUUAUCGUUGGUUGGAAACCAUUCUUACAAAGUUUAGAUAUUGACAAUGAGUGGGAAUGGUGGACACCUCGUCCUUACAUGGCUUUGACUUACUUAUUAGCAACUGGAAUCGGGUUGGCAGUAGGCAUGUGUUCAUGGCAUUAUUAUUUAGUAAGUGGUCAAUUGAUCAAUUGA